UGUAUUCUUGACAGUUACUUACACGUUUGUUUACAUAAGCGUGUGCAUUUGCCGAUUCCAUCUAUGAGUUCUGUGAUAUUCAUAAUAUAUUCGUGAAUUCUAUAUGACAUAGUUAUUGAUGGCUGUGUUUAAACGAAGCAUUAAGGAUUAGUUGCAAGUAUGCUGAAUUUGUUACGCUAGAUAUCUGUGGGGCGCGUAGAGCGAAGAAAUUCGUCAAGCGGGUGCGAAAAUGGGCGAUAAGGCCAACCAAGUGAUUUACAUCGGUGAUAAGAGCACCAAUCGACAACGAAAUGCACCCAGCCCAGACGGAGAUCGCAAGGAAAUGAAAAUAUUGUUUUUCGAUCUGACUUAUUACAACACGACAACGCAAUUUUUGCUUUGCUGCGCCGGCGUUUUUGUGCUCUAUUUGCUGUAUGGAUAUAUGCAGGAGUUGAUUUUCACUCUGGAUGGAUUUAAGCCUUACGGUUGGUUCCUAACGUUAAUCCAAUUCGCCUACUAUACCGCGUUCGGUUACAUCGAACGACUGAUGGAGCGAGUCAAAACGCCCCGAUGCAUCCCGUUGAAGACUUACGUUCUACUGGCGUUUCUAACUCUCGGUACGAUGGGUCUGUCCAAUUCGAGUCUCGGGUACUUGAACUACCCAACGCAGGUUAUCUUCAAAUGUUGCAAACUUGUGCCGGUGCUAAUCGGCAGCAUAUUGAUUCAGGGCAAGAAACAUGGACCGUUGGAUUUCCUAGCUGCAUUCGCAAUGUGCAUCGGGCUGACCCUAUUCACACUGGCCGAUUCGCAGGUUUCACCGAAUUUCAACACCUUCGGAGUGGUUCUGAUUUCGCUAGCGCUACUGUGCGAUGCAGCCAUCGGAAAUGUCCAGGAAAAAGCCAUGCGAGAGCACCGGGCACCGAACAAUGAGGUGGUAAUUUACUCGUACGGAAUUGGUUUCGUCUAUCUGACGGUGAUUAUGCUAGUCACGGGAAAUCUGUUUACCGGAAUCGCCUUUUGCAUGGAGCAUCCAGUAGAAACGUACGGAUAUGCAUUUUUAUUUAGCUUGUCUGGUUACUUGGGCAUCCAAAUCGUACUGACCCUCGUUCGAACAUGUGGAGCCCCGCUGGCAGCGACCGUUACGACUGCCAGGAAAGCAGUGACUAUCGCGCUAUCGUUCGUGUUUUUUAGUAAACCAUUUACCAUUAAUUACCUAUGGUCCGGACUGAUUGUGGUGCUAGGGAUCUAUCUCAAUGUUUACAGUAAGCGAAGUAAACUUACAUUCGGUGAUAUUAAUCAUGUUUUAGCGCGUGGAUAUCACCACCUGGCACAACGCCGAGGCACUCCAUCAACAAGUUCCAAAAAGCUACUUUUAGAAGUGUAAAUUGUAAAAUAGUAUUUAUUAAAUUAUUGUUCCACUACAGUGACAUAAAAUAUUAUUCAACACUGGACAAAUCAAGAA
Messenger RNA from Malaya genurostris, 1441 nucleotides. RefSeq names its product adenosine 3'-phospho 5'-phosphosulfate transporter 2 (gene Papst2). Gene Ontology annotation, cellular component: Golgi membrane; endoplasmic reticulum membrane. Gene Ontology annotation, molecular function: 3'-phosphoadenosine 5'-phosphosulfate transmembrane transporter activity. Gene Ontology annotation, biological process: transmembrane transport. The record is from RefSeq and is a predicted model, not a curated record. The transcript has 3 exons. NCBI's taxonomy places the organism in Eukaryota, Metazoa, Arthropoda, Insecta, Diptera, Culicidae. The coding region runs from base 230 to 1363 and encodes 377 amino acids.